Fusarium sp. VM40 is the source of this 204-nucleotide messenger RNA. Lineage: Eukaryota; Fungi; Ascomycota; Sordariomycetes; Hypocreales; Nectriaceae. The record is from the annotation of a GenBank genome assembly.
AUGCAUCCCGCCUACACACUGUAUAUCGGCCUUGAGGCUCAGGUGGCAGAAUGGAAGAAUGACAUGUAUGCCACCGUCAGCAAAGCUUUUACAAUGCCUAUCGAUAUGCGGAAUCAGGUCGAUGAGAAGAAACCUCUCAUUAUUGAGAAGCAAGUUGAAGAGGGAUGGCAAAGAUCGGAAAAGGAAUGCGCAGAAAAGAAAUAG